Molecule: messenger RNA, 2929 nt
Organism: Harpia harpyja (harpy eagle)
Lineage: Eukaryota; Metazoa; Chordata; Aves; Accipitriformes; Accipitridae
Gene: CTSK
Product: cathepsin K
Exons: 8
Coding region: 1423-2427 (334 amino acids)
Biological process (GO): immune response
Cellular component (GO): lysosome
Molecular function (GO): cysteine-type endopeptidase activity
Source: RefSeq, a predicted model, not a curated record
UUGCAGCGAUGCUGGGGCAGCAGAGGGGGGAUGGACCCCUGGGUGCUGCCUUUCCCCCAAGCUCCCUCCCUUCUUCCCCCUCUUAAUCACUUGCAGUUGUGGUCUGGAGUGUGUUAGCAAGCCCUUGUGAUCUCUGGGUUUGUGGAUCAUCAUGUUCUCCCCAAGCCCUGCAGCUGGAGAGGGGAUACAGCCUGGUGCCCCUAAUCCAGCCUCACCUCCCCCCUGCCUCUGAUCUCUCUCUGGCCCCAUCCCUAAGGAGUGUGACCCCCUAAAAUACUUGGCUCCCCACAGUUUGGUCCCUGUGCGGGUGGCCUCGCCACUUGGUCAUGCGCGGCCGAGUCAGGGCCCCGUGCUCGGGGCAAUGAGUCCGUGCCAGAGCCCCGGGCUGACUCAGCCACUCCCUUUCUCAGCAGCCAGGGAGGGUGAGCUCAUGUGUGGGUCCCUCACCCCGGGGGACCCCUGCCGUGAUGGGGUGACAUGGGUGUAGUUUUAGAGGUGGCUCUAGCCUGAUCUGUGCCUUGGGGCUGCUCCCAUCCCCUUAACUCUGCCGCUUGCUCCCUGGGGCAGCCCAUCCUCAUACCCGCGGCUGGUUGAUGAUCUCCCCAGCAUGGUCUGCCUGGGAAAAGGGACUAAUGCCACUGGGUUAUACCAGGACCUUCCAUGCAGUGAACAAGGUUUUCUGACUUGUUGCGGCAGGAGCCGCGUGACGAGGGGCCGGUCACUGCAGAAAGCACUGUCUGAUGCAGCUUCCCCGUGGUGUUGCUGCUUGGGGUUGGGGAUAAGCCUGGUCCCCCUGGGCUGUACCUGUGCCCCCCAGAACUGGGCACAGGGGGUGGCAGGGGAAGCAGUCCUGGGUGGGGGACAUUGGGGGCAGAGAUGAGGUCCUGUCCUCUGCUCUAGAUGUCACACAAUGAACCUGAGGCACCGGGGAUGGUCUUAAUCCUGCCUCUCUUGAAGCAAGUGGGUGCUCAGCCCUCCCUGGGGUGCUGGGGAGGAUCGGGGUUGCACAAACAGCUCCUCUAUCAUGGGGCAGGAAGGUGACCCUGGGGCACAACUCUGGGACAAGGAAGAUGUCCCCAGGGUGUGGUGCUGGGGCAAGAGGACAUCCCUGGGGCAGGAGGAUGUCCCCAGGGUGGGGUGCUGGGGCAGGAGGAUGUCCCCAGGGCAGGAUCCAGAUCCGCUGGCCCCUGAGCCAGGGCUGACUCAGCUCUGCCCCACAGCAUCACGUGAAGCCAGGAGGGAGCCGCUGCUGCAUCCCCCCUCCCUGUCUCCUCUUUCUCUCCAACCCUGUACGAACCCAGGCGACUGCCAAAAUUUUCCAGCUGCCUCUUAACUUCCUCAAUCCAGCGCCAUAAAAGAGCUGCAGACGCGGCACCCACAUCCUCUGGUCCCAGGCUGCACCAUCCUCCCACCGACAGCACGAUGCUGGGGAUGUGGUGGCCCACACUGCUGUCCCUGCUGGUCCCCGCAGUGGUGGCCCAGCUGCACCCCAAGCGGGAGCUGGACACCCAGUGGGACCUAUGGAAGAAAACCUAUCGCAAGCAGUACAACAGUGAGGCGGAUGAGGUGGCACGGAGGCUGAUCUGGGAGAAGAACCUCAAGUACAUCAACACCCACAACCUGGAGCACGUGCUGGGCGUCCACACCUUCGAGCUGGCCAUGAACCACCUGGGCGACAUGACCAGCGAGGAGGUGGUGAGGACGAUGACAGGCUUGAAGGUGCCCCAUGGCUACCCACAUCACAACAAGACACUCUAUGUCCCUGACUGGACCGAGAGAGCCCCGGCUUCCGUGGACUGGAGGAGGAAAGGCUACGUGACACCUGUCAAGAACCAGGGCCAGUGCGGAUCGUGCUGGGCUUUCAGCUCAGUGGGCGCACUGGAGGGGCAGCUGAAGCGGAAGACGGGGAAGCUGCUCUCCCUCAGCCCCCAAAACCUGGUGGAUUGCGUGGCCAACAACGACGGUUGUGGUGGCGGCUACAUGACCAAUGCCUUUGAGUACGUCCGGCAGAACCGCGGCAUCGACUCGGAGGAUGCCUACCCUUACAUUGGCCAGGAUGAGAGCUGCAUGUACAGCCCCACUGGGAAGGCAGCCAAGUGCCGCGGCUACCGGGAAAUCCCUGAAGGGAAUGAGAAGGCUUUGAAGAGGGCCGUGGCCAGAAUCGGACCCGUCUCUGUAGGCAUCGAUGCCAGCCUGCCCUCCUUCCAGUUCUAUAGCCGCGGCGUGUACUACGACGAGAGCUGCAAUGCCGAAAACAUCAACCAUGCGGUGCUGGCGGUGGGCUAUGGCACACAGAAGGGCACCAAGCACUGGAUCAUCAAGAACAGCUGGGGUGAGGAGUGGGGCAACAAGGGCUACGUCCUCCUGGCACGCAACAUGAACAACGCCUGCGGCAUUGCCAACCUUGCCAGCUUCCCCAAGAUGUGAGCGCUCCCAGCGCAUUCCCUUCCUGCGCCGCAUCCGGCUGCCCUCUCUGCUUCCUUGUGUUCAAACUUAGCCUUUUCACUCCCAGCCUCUGAAGCUGAUGUCACUCCAGGGGGGAUCUCUGCCUCUCCAUGAGAAAUCUCCCUUGGGAGAGGGGCGAGAUCCCCCAGCUGCCGGUGAACAGUGCAGUGAGCUCCCCUCAGCUCUUUUCCCAGGACUCCUUUGCUGUGCGGGCACUGUGUGUGCUGAGUUCUGCCUUCUCGCAGCCGCAGACACUCAGGCUGGGCUUGGCCAGCUCCAGAGAGUCUGAUUCAUCCAGAGAUGCUUGUGCAAACAGGUCCGGUGCCGGCCUCUGCCUCCAGCAAUGCAGACGCAUGGGGAAAUCCCGCGUGGGUGGAAUACCCCCAUGGAGAGUGCGGAUCUGUCUCCCUCCACGUUGCAUCCCAGUGGGGGCUGCAGAGAAUGAUAUGACUUUAUUUUUAAAAUAAACACUGUUGGGAAUAAA